Molecule: messenger RNA, 4467 nt
Organism: Colletotrichum chrysophilum
Lineage: Eukaryota; Fungi; Ascomycota; Sordariomycetes; Glomerellales; Glomerellaceae
Exons: 7
Coding region: 1-4467 (1488 amino acids)
Biological process (GO): transmembrane transport
Cellular component (GO): membrane
Molecular function (GO): ABC-type transporter activity; ATP hydrolysis activity; ATP binding
Source: RefSeq, a predicted model, not a curated record
AUGCGGUCUGACAGCGACACGGAGACCGACAGCGCCGUUCUGCCUCCCCCGACAACCGCGAACGAGAAGCAGCACAAGCCUUCAACGUCGGAUUCGGUGUCCAACUCGGCCACGACCGUGGCUGAGAAGGAAUGGGUCAAGCACGAGGAUGCCGCUGAGCAGGAAGAGCGGAUGAACAACGAGGUCUUGCAACUCGCCCGCCGAUUCACCACCCAGUCCCAUGGCGCCCCGGGUGCUUUGUUCCCCGUUCCCGCCGAGGGCCCCUUGAAUCCUGCCAGCCCCAAUUUCAACGCGAGAAAGUGGGCAAAGGCGUUCUACGACAUCCGCACCGACACCUCUGAGGGCAACCCGCCCAAGACGACCGGCAUUGCGUUCAAGGACCUCAACGUCUUCGGCUUCGGUACUUCCACGGACUAUCAGAAGAGCGUCGGCAAUGUCUUCCUCGAAGCUGCGACGAUGGUCAAGAAGCUCGCUGGAGCCAAGGAGCAACGCAUCGAUAUUCUCCACGAUCUCGAGGGCGUCGUUCACAGUGGUGAGAUGUUGGCCGUCCUUGGCCCCCCUGGAUCGGGCUGUUCGACUCUCCUGCGAACCAUUGCAGGAGACACUCACGGGUUCCACAUCAGCGACGGCGCAACCAUCAACUACCAGGGAAUUCAUCCCAAGGAGAUGCGCACGGCGUUCAGGGGCGAGGCGAUUUACACGGCCGAAGUUGACCACCACUUCCCGCACCUGACCGUUGGCGACACGCUGUACUUCGCCGCUCGUGCCCGGUGCCCGAAGAACAUCCCGGAAGGCGUCUCGAGGCGGGAGUAUGCUGAGCAUCUUCGUGAUGUGACGAUGGCCAUGUUUGGCAUUUCGCAUACGAAGAAUACUCGUGUUGGUGAUGACUUCGUUCGUGGAGUAUCCGGCGGUGAGCGCAAGCGUGUCACGAUUGCCGAGGCAGCGCUAUCUUACUCGCCUCUGCAGUGCUGGGACAACAGUACUCGCGGUCUCGACAGUGCUAACGCCCUUGAGUUUUGUCGCACUUUGAGACUCCAAGCCGAUGUCAUGGGCUGCACUUCCUGCGUUGCUAUUUACCAAGCUUCCCAGGACGCUUACGAUGUCUUUGACAAGGUUGUCGUCUUGUACGAAGGCCGUCAGAUCUUCUUCGGCAAGACCACCGAAGCAAAGGCUUACUUCGAAGGCCUCGGCUUUGUCUGCCCAGAACAGCAAACCACCGCCGACUUCCUCACGUCCAUGACCAGCCACCAAGAGCGCGUCAUCCGCCCCGGCUGGGAGGGCAAGACACCCCGCAGCCCCGACGAGUUCGCUCAGGCCUGGAAGGCCAGCCAGCACCGCACCCGCCUCCUCGCGGAAGUCGACGACUACCUCCAGCGCCACCCCUUUGGAGGCGAGCACUUCCAAAAGUUCCUCGAGGCUCGCCGCAUGGAUCAGUCCAAGUCUCAGCGCGCCAAGUCUCCCUUCACGCUCUCGUACACGGAGCAGAUGAACCUGACCCUGUGGCGAAGCUGGGUGAUGCUGAAAGGCGACCCGAGUAUUACGCUCACCAUGCUCAUCACGAACAUCUUCGAGGCCCUGAUCAUCAGCAGUCUGUUCUACAACCUACCCACCGACACAUCCAGCUUCUUCCGCCGCGCCAUCCUGUUGUUCUUCACGGUCAUCAUUAACGCCUUCGGAAGCAUCCUGGAGAUCAUGACAUUGUACGCCAAACGGAAAAUCGUCGAAAAACAUUCCCGCUACGCCCUGUACCAUCCCUCGGCUGAGGCCCUGUCUGCGAUGAUCGUGGAUCUCCCGUACAAGAUCUUUAACGCUAUCCUGAUGAAUACAAUCCUGUACUUCAUGGGCAAUCUCCGCAGAGAACCCGGCGCCUUCUUCUUCUUCCUCCUCAUCUCGUUCACUAUGACGCUCUCGAUGUCGAUGAUGUUCCGCCUCAUUGGUUCCGUCACCAAGUCCGUCGCCCAGGCUCUCGCCCCAGCGUCCAUCAUCCUCCUCCUGAUCGCCCUGUAUACCGGCUUCGCCAUCCCUCCGCAGUACAUGCAGGACUGGCUGGGCUGGGUCCGCUGGAUCAACCCCGUCUUCUAUGGCCUCGAGAGCGUCAUGCUCAACGAGUUCGUCGGGCGCAACUUCCCCUGUUCUACCUUCGUGCCGAUGGGCCCUGGAUACGGCUCGGUCGCGGCCAACGAGAAGGUCUGCUCUUCAGCUGGAUCCGUUCCCGGCCAGGACUUCGUUAGCGGCACGACCUACCUCUUGACGUCCUACGGCUUCAAGAACUCGCACAGGUGGAGGAACUUUGGUGUCUUGAUCGCUUACACCAUUCUCUUCAUGGGUCUCCACCUCAUCGCCACGGAGUACGUCGCUUCUGAGCGCUCCAAGGGCGAGGUUCUGGUAUUCAGCCGUGCGGCGAUGAGCAAGCGCCGCAAGUCUGGCGCUGUCGAUGUUGAGAGCGGUGCAACUGUCCGAGCUCAGCAGACUGACAAGGAGGACUCUGAGGGCGUUGCUGGAAUGGAGAAGCAGACUUCUGUCUUCCACUGGAAAGAUGUGUGCUACGACAUCAAGAUCAAGGGUGAGCCUCGCCGGAUUCUGGACCAUGUCGAUGGCUGGGUGAAACCAGGAACUCUGACGGCUUUGAUGGGUGUCUCCGGCGCCGGCAAAACAACUCUCCUCGAUGUUCUCGCAACCCGCGUCACAAUGGGCGUCAUCACCGGCGAAAUGCUCGUAAACGGCCAACCCCGCGACUCCUCCUUCCAACGCAAAACCGGCUACGUGACCCAGCAAGACCUCCACCUGCACACCUCCACCGUCCGCGAGGCCCUCAACUUCUCCGCCCUCCUGCGCCAGCCCGCCACCUACUCCCGCGCCGAAAAGCUCGCCUACGUCGACACCGUGAUUGCCCUCCUCGGUAUGGAAGAGUACUCGGACGCCGUUAUUGGCGAGCCCGGCGAGGGCCUUAACGUUGAGCAGAGGAAGCGCCUCACUAUCGGCGUCGAGCUCGCAGCACGCCCCCAGCUCCUGCUGUUCCUCGACGAGCCGACCUCGGGCCUCGACAGCCAGACCUCGUGGUCCAUCUGCAACCUCAUGGAGAAGCUGACUAAGAGCGGCCAGGCGAUCCUCUGUACAAUCCACCAGCCCUCGGCGAUGCUGUUCCAGCGGUUUGAUAGGCUGUUGCUGCUUGCGCGCGGAGGACGCACCGUGUACUUUGGUGAGAUUGGAAAGAAUUCGCAGACUUUGGUUGAUUAUUUCGUCCGGAACGGCGGGCCUGAGUGUCCUCCUGGAGCGAAUCCCGCGGAGUAUAUGCUGGAAGUCAUCGGUGCGGCGCCAGGCGCUCAUACCGAUAUCGACUGGCCCGCUGUCUGGCGCCAGACUCCCGAGUAUCAGACUGUUCAGGAUGAGUUGACUCGUUUGAGCUCAGGUGCUCAGGCCCAGGUCCAGGCACCGCAGACCGAAGACGUAUCUAGCUACAAGGAAUUUGCUGCCGGUUUUGGAACCCAGUUCUUCGAGGUCACCAAGCGUGUCUUCCAACAGUACUGGCGUAGUCCGUCGUACAUCUACUCCAAGGGCAUCUUGUCCUUUGGUGCUGCUCUCUUCAUCGGUCUCUCAUUCUUGAACGCAGAAAACACCCAGCGCGGCUUGCAAAACCAGAUGUUUGGCGUCUUCAUCUUCCUCACUGUCUUCAGCCAGGUCGUCGAGCAGAUCAUGCCCGUCUUCGUCUCCCAGCGCACCAUGUACGAAGCCCGCGAGCGGCCAUCCAAGGCGUAUUCGUGGAAGGCGUUCUUGAUUGCCAACAUCCUCGUCGAGAUGGCCUGGAAUUCGCUUGCCUCCGUCUUCUGCUUCGUCUGCUGGUACUUCCCCAUCGGCCUGUACCGCAACGCCUACCACACCGACGCCACCGACUCCCGCGGUAUCACCAUGUUCCUCCUAGUCUGGAUCUUCUUCGUCUUCACGGGCUCCUUCGCGCACAUGAUGAUCGCGGGUCUGCCCAACGCGGAAGUCGCCAGUGGCAUCGUCAACCUGUUUGCCAUCAUGAUGUUUGCCUUCUGCGGUAUCCUCGCCGGCCCCAACGACCUCCCAGGCUUCUGGAUCUUCAUGUACCGCGUCAACCCCUUCACCUACGUCGUCGAGGGCUUCCUCGGCACCUCCCUCGCCAACGCGCCCGUCCACUGCGCCGCGAACGAGUUCGUCAAGUUCAGCGCCCCGAGCGCGCAGACCUGCGGCGAGUACAUGGCCGGCUACAUCGCGUCGGCGGGCGGGUACCUCGAGAACCCGGACGCGGGCAACGCCACGGAGUGCAGCUACUGCGCGAUGGACAACACGAACGCGUUCCUCAAGGGCAUCAACGUCGAUUUCGCGAACCGGUGGAGGAACUUUGGGCUGAUGUGGGCUUACUGCAUCUUCAACAUCGCGGCAGCGGCGCUGCUUUACUGGCUGCUUCGGAUGCCGAAGAAGAGUACCAAGGUCAAGAAGGAGUAG